UGAGGGAGUCCGGCGGGGAAAUCAACCGCCCCGCGCCAGGCUCCGACCCUCCUUCCAGUCUCUUCUGCGCCUGUGCAACCCGAAGGUUCGCGAAAAUUCCUGAAGCGGCACCGGCGUCUUCCGGAAGCCGGCGGCGGCGGCGGCCUGCACCGGAGUGCUGGUUUCCUUUUAGUCCCCGUGGUGUGCGUUUCACCUAGGAGACGGAAUGGCGCUUCUGUGUUACAACCGCGGCUGUGGCCAGCGUUUCGACCCCGAGGCUAACGCGGACGAUGCUUGCACAUACCACCCAGGUGUACCUGUAUUUCAUGAUGCCCUGAAGGGUUGGUCUUGCUGUAAGAGAAGAACAACUGAUUUUUCUGACUUCUUAAGCAUUGUAGGCUGUACAAAAGGUAGGCAUAACAGUGAAAAGCCACCUGAACCAGUCAAGCCUGAAGUCAAGACUACAGAGAAGAAGGAACUGUCUGAAUUAAAACCUAAAUUUCAGGAACACAUCAUUCAAGCCCCUAAACCAGUUGAAGCAAUAAAAAGGCCAAGCCCAGAUGAGCCAAUGACAAACUUGGAAUUAAAAAUAUCUGCUUCUCUAAAACAAGCACUUGAUAAACUUAAACUGUCAUCAGGGAAUGAAGAAGAUAAGAAAGAAGAAGACAGUGAUGAAAUUAAGAUUGGGACUUCUUGUAAAAAUGGAGGGUGUUCAAAGACAUACCAGGGUCUACAGAGUCUAGACGAAGUCUGUGUAUAUCAUUCUGGAGUACCUAUUUUCCAUGAGGGGAUGAAAUAUUGGAGCUGUUGUAGAAGAAAAACCUCAGAUUUUAAUACAUUCUUAGCCCAAGAAGGCUGCACAAAAGGGAAACAUGUGUGGACUAAAAAAGAUGCAGGGAAAAAGGUUGUUCCAUGUAGACAUGACUGGCAUCAGACUGGGGGUGAAGUUACCAUCUCAGUGUAUGCUAAAAAUUCACUACCAGAGCUCAGCCAAGUAGAAGCAAAUAGUACACUGUUAAAUGUUCACAUUGUAUUUGAAGGAGAGAAAGAAUUUCAUCAAAAUGUGAAACUUUGGGGUGUGAUUGAUGUUAAACGGAGUUAUGUGACCAUGACUGCAACGAAGAUUGAGAUCACUAUGAGAAAGGCAGAGCCCAUGCAGUGGGCAAGUCUUGAACUGCCCACAGCCAAAAAGCAGGAGAAACAAAAAGAAGAUAUUGCAGAUUGAUAAGAAGAGAGACAAAAAGCUCUUGUUUGUUUUAGAAUUCUUAAUAUGUGUGGUGAAGUAGUAGCUUGCUGCUGUAAUCUUUUUGUUGUUUUUAAUCUUCCAUUUUAGAGUUAUCAUGAGGUUCUUCAAAGCCAAAGUCUGUUCAUUUUUUUGUCCUCUAUCUUCCUUUUGAGUUCCAUAAUAUGAUUACUCAAGUGUCCUCACUAGUAGAAACAUAGUUGUUACCCCACACAUGAAGGGAGGAAAAGAACUGAUGAGCAUAUUUGUAGUAUUUCUUAGUAUAAAUUAUUAUUAGCAGAGAAACAAAAGGAUUUUUUUGUCCUAAUAUUGCUGUUACCCUUAAAUGGGAAAGCACAGUAUAAUAUAAAAAAUUUAAUUGGCCUUUCCAUGAACUUUUGUUACUGUAAUUCUUGAAAAUCUUUUUUGGUUUUUCGAGACAGGAUUUCUCUGUGACUUUGGAAGCUGUCCUGGAACUAACUCUUGUAGACCAGGCUGGCCUUGAACUCACAGAGAUCUGCCUGCCUCUGCCUCCCAAGUGCUGGGAUUAAAGACAUGCUCCACCAACGCCAGGCUCAAUUCUUGAAAAUCUUUAAGGAAAAAAUUUUUCUUUGUUUCCCUAUGAGGUGGUUACUUUCUGUAGUAUUAAACCUGAAGCAGUGUAGUCACCAUCUGUGUGUACUGCUAACAUGAUUCAUUUGCAAUUAAUUUAAUUUCAGAAAGUUACAUCAAUACCAGUAGUAUUUGUCAAGCAGUAUAAUUUAAGACUAUAGGAAAUAUAUCUAAGAAUUAUCAAUUUGGUUAAAAUUCAUCAUUUCAUAAGAGUAAGCAAUAAUGUUUUUUAAAAAGUCUCGUAUUAUUUAAAGGUGUUUUGUGGUGUUUUCACUAAAUUUUAUCUAAUUUAUGGUCUAAAUCCUCUUGGGAAUUAUAUCUAUAUCCCAGAUGAAAACUAUCUGUAAAAUUGUGACUGUGUAGCUACGUUGAAAUAUGUUAAGGUAUGUGUGAGGCUUGAAUGUGGAAUGCUCCUGCAGGCUUGCCUUGAGCCAUUGGUUCCCCAACUUAUGGCUCUAUUUUGAAGGUUGUAGAACCGUGUUGGGCUGGCUGGGCUCUCUGGAGGUGAGCCUUUAAGGAUUCUACACCCCUGCUGGUUUAGGGUGUAUGUGUACCACCUCUGUCCUGCACUCUCAGUGCUGCCUCCGCAGCCAGUGUAAACUGUAUCCUCUGAAACUGUGAGCCAAAAUAAACUUUUCCUCCCUUGA
Messenger RNA from Mesocricetus auratus (golden hamster), 2460 nucleotides. It is a transcript of the gene Chordc1, whose product is annotated as cysteine and histidine rich domain containing 1. Bases 206 to 1204 code for a protein of 332 amino acids. The record is from RefSeq and is a predicted model, not a curated record. Gene Ontology annotation, molecular function: zinc ion binding. The transcript is spliced from 11 exons. NCBI's taxonomy places the organism in Eukaryota, Metazoa, Chordata, Mammalia, Rodentia, Cricetidae. Gene Ontology annotation, biological process: centrosome duplication.